This is a messenger RNA of Chara braunii, 818 nucleotides long. The record is from the annotation of a GenBank genome assembly. Lineage: Eukaryota; Viridiplantae; Streptophyta; Charophyceae; Charales; Characeae.
GUUAGUUUCAGAACAACUUGAAUCAUAGCGAAAGCUAGUUCCAGAACAAUGAGAGGGAAAGCGUUGGGACAGUUGUGUUCCCUACAAUUUGCGUGCAGUCUCGUCACUGAAUCGUUUUUGAGGAACGGAUUGUGGAGAAGUAAUGUGGCAAUGACAGUGAAAGAGAGGAUGGAAGGGAAGAAUGAUGGACAAGUAACAAGAUGGUCUUUUGAGUUUGAGCUCAAUUGAGACCGUCCAGCUUGCUGAAACAUCAGAAAUUUGUUGGGAAGGUGGAAUUUGCAAAUUCAACAUAACACAUACCGUGGAAGUUAUUUCGGCAGGAGCAGGAGGAAUAGGAGGAUGACAAGGACGAGGAGGAGAUGGAGGGGGAGACGGAGAGGGUGGAGGAUGAGGAUAAGGAGGAGGAGGAGGGGGAGAAGGAGAGGGUGGAGGAGGACAGCGGAAAGACUAGGAGGAGGAAGGGAUCACCAGCAGCACUCACGGGAGUCGGAGUACAGUGGCAGGGGGAGGAGGGCAUGUGGACUAGGAAGAGUAAGAGGAGGAGAAGGAAGAGGAGCAGCAGCAGAAGGAGGAAAAAGAGGAAUAGUAGAAGAGAAGAGCGGAGGUGGAGAGGACCUGGAAAAGGAGGUGGUGAAAUGGAAGGAGAGCUGUUUCCAUAUUCUUUCGAUAAGGAGGUGACCGUCUGGAACAUCAUGUCCGAAGGCGGCAUCUGAAAUCUUCGAUCUCAUAAUGAGCCUCCAGAUUAAACCCGCAGUACUUCCUAAAGUCGUGCCAGUUAACAAGCCGCAAAUUUGUUUUAGUAAAUGUAUGGGCCACUA